AUGCUACGUUGUACGCCAUCUUUUCGACAGGUGCUGCGUGCGACGGCACUCAAGCUUAACUUCUUCCCGCUUGGGUACACAUGUGGCCCAAAGAAUAAACAGGUACUCUUCCCGCCAAACAACCUGGAUGGGCGGAUGACGCAUCACAUGAAGAAGCUGCAGGGAUCAACGGACAAGCACCCCGGCUUGGUAUCACGCAACAAGCUGAAAUUGCAUUGCGAGUGCUGCCGCUUUCAUUGGGUUCAGGACACGCUUGUCGUGCGUUGUCCAGCGAAUCCAAAGGAGCACAAUCAGCGCGAGAUUUGGCUAGAGCCGACCUGGACUUGGGGAAGGCAACAGCCAUACCAGUACUACAAGUACAUGCCCGUGAACAUAAACCCACGGACGGGCAUGCCACUUGCUCGCGAGGACGCCAAGGGUAUGAACAACGAGCGCCGGUCGCAGGGUCUGUCAACUAAGACUCGUCUAUUGGAGCGGGAGCGACGAGGCAUAUCGAGGUCAAUCACGAAACUGGGGAUAUACAACCAGCGCUGGCAGACGCGAUUCCCGUUUGCGACGUGA
Leishmania braziliensis MHOM/BR/75/M2904 is the source of this 561-nucleotide messenger RNA. RefSeq lists its product as hypothetical. The transcript has a single exon. Bases 1 to 561 code for a protein of 186 amino acids. The record is from RefSeq and is a predicted model, not a curated record. Lineage: Eukaryota; Euglenozoa; Kinetoplastea; Trypanosomatida; Trypanosomatidae.